Molecule: messenger RNA, 2213 nt
Organism: Vombatus ursinus (common wombat)
Lineage: Eukaryota; Metazoa; Chordata; Mammalia; Diprotodontia; Vombatidae
Gene: ILVBL
Product: ilvB acetolactate synthase like
Exons: 15
Coding region: 36-1916 (626 amino acids)
Biological process (GO): L-valine biosynthetic process
Cellular component (GO): acetolactate synthase complex
Molecular function (GO): flavin adenine dinucleotide binding; thiamine pyrophosphate binding; magnesium ion binding
Source: RefSeq, a predicted model, not a curated record
CGAGCGGGGUCCCGUGUCCGCGCGUUAGCUUGGACAUGGAGGCGGGUUGGGCCUCGGUCCCUUGCUGCGUUCUCUUGGCCUGCGGGGCCCUGGCGGCCAUCCUGCUGGGAGUCGCACAUCGCCUGGGCCUCUUCUACCAGCUCCUGCACCAGGUGGACAAAUCUAGUUCACGGCAUGGUGGGGAGAGUGUGGCCACAGUGCUGAGGGCCCAUGGCGUGCGAUUCAUAUUUACGUUGGUGGGUGGACACAUUUCUCCAAUGCUGGUGGCGGCUGAGAAGCUAGGCAUCCGGGUGGUCGAUACCCGUCAGGAGGCCACGGCUGUCUUUGCUGCCGAUGCUGUGGCCCGGCUCUCAGGGACUGUGGGUGUUGCUGCAGUGACAGCUGGGCCUGGCCUUACCAACACAGUGACUGCUGUGAAGAAUGCCCAGAUGGCCCAGUCACCUGUGCUGCUUUUGGGAGGGGCAGCCAGUACAUUGCUGCAGGGCCGGGGGCCACUUCAGGGCAUCGACCAGAUGUCUCUGUUCCGGCCACUCUGCAAGUUCUGUGCCUCUGUCCGCCGGGUCCGUGACAUCAUCCCUACUCUUCGGGCUGCAUUUGCUGCUGCCCAGUCUGGUACCCCAGGCCCUGUAUUUGUGGAGCUCCCCAUCGAUGUGCUCUACCCUUACUUCUUGGUGCAGAAGGAGGUGAUGCCCUCCAAAGACCCAAGGAGCCUCAUGGGAAAGCUUGUCUCCUGGUACCUGCAGAACCACUUGGCUAAUCUGUUUGCAGGGGCCUGGGAGCCACAGCCCGAGGGCCCCCUGCCCCUGGACAUUCCUCAGGCCUCUUCCCAGCAAGUUCAGCGCUGUGUGGAACUUGUGAGUCGAGCCAAGAAGCCCCUCUUGUUGCUGGGCAGCCAGGCCUUGCUGCCCCCAACCCCAGCUGACAGCCUCCGAGCUGCAGUUGAGUCUCUGGGUAUCCCUUGCUUCCUGGGAGGGAUGGCAAGGGGACUCUUGGGCCGGGACAGUCGCCUUCACAUCCGGCAAAACCGCCGUGAUGCACUUAAGGAGGCUGAUGUUGUCAUCUUAGCAGGUGCCGUGUGUGACUUCCGUCUGUCUUAUGGCCGUGCCUUAAGCCGAAGCAGCAAAAUUAUUGCCGUCAAUCGUGACCGAGAACAGUUGCUGCUCAACUCUGACCUCUUCUGGAAGCCUCAGGAGGCUGUGCAAGGGGAUGUAGGCUCCUUUCUGCUAAGGCUAGCGGAAGGACUUCAGGGCCAGACGUGGAACCAGGACUGGAUUGAGCAGCUUCAAGAGACUGACCGAAAGAAGGAACAGGCCAAUCGAGAAAAGGCAUCAGUGCCCACAACCCACCACUUGAAUCCACUUUGGGUGUUGGAGCUGGUUGAGAAGACCCUGCCAGAUAAUUCGGUGCUGGUGGCAGAUGGUGGAGAUUUCGUGGGCAGUGCUGCUUAUCUGGUUCGGCCCCGAGGCCCUUUGAGUUGGCUUGAUCCUGGAGCUUUUGGGACUUUGGGAGUAGGAGGAGGAUUUGCACUUGGCGCUAAGCUGUGCCGGCCAGAUGCAGAGGUCUGGGUCCUCUUUGGAGAUGGUGCCCUUGGCUACAGCAUUAUUGAGUUUGAUACCUUUGUCAGACACAAGAUUCCUGUUAUCGCUGUGGUGGGGAAUGAUGCAUGUUGGACCCAGAUCUCUAGGGAGCAGGUGCCCAUUCUUGGCAGUAAUGUGGCCUGUGGUCUAGUUUACACUGAUUAUCAUGUGGUGGCAGAAGGGCUAGGGUCUCAGGGCUUCCUGCUAUCAAGGGAGAAUGAGGAGAAGGCUGCAGAGGUGCUGCAAACUGCCCAGAAGCGGUGUCAUGAGGGCCAGCCUGUCCUUAUUAAUGUUCUCAUUGGAAAGUCGGACUUCCGGGAUGGUUCCAUCUCUGUGUAGGAGGGCCUGUCAAUCCAUCAUCUUGUGCCCUGACCUCCCUAUGCCACCUGUUAGAGGAAGUGGCCAUCUUGCCCUUCCCCCUUCCUCAGAGGAUACUGUUUCAGACAGUGUCAAGAGUGGGAAGGGAACAGGACACUUGAGAAUGAGACCAUUCUUAGAGGUUUACCCUGGGUGGUGAGUUCAGCCUUUUUCACUAGGCUGGGUUGAAGCAUCCCUGGAUGUGAUAAUGACCUCUUUUCCCAUGAACAUUUGGUUCAAUAAACAUCCCAUCUAGGCCUUUGGUGGCCCAAGGACUCA